Molecule: messenger RNA, 2675 nt
Organism: Nymphaea colorata (pocket water lily)
Lineage: Eukaryota; Viridiplantae; Streptophyta; Magnoliopsida; Nymphaeales; Nymphaeaceae
Product: E3 ubiquitin-protein ligase XBAT33
Exons: 10
Coding region: 894-2423 (509 amino acids)
Molecular function (GO): protein binding
Source: RefSeq, a predicted model, not a curated record
UAUAUUUCUCCGUGUGGCUUGGAAAUUAUAGGCGAGAGGAGAGAGGAAGGGCGAGGGGUGGCUCGGAGUUUUCGUGACAGUAAAUCUUUCGGGCCUCGGCCACCUUCUUCCGUCCCAUUGGUGACUAAUUUUUGAAAAAUUGUGCCACCACCACCCACAGAGAAAAGUGAGAGAGAGAUAGAAGAGAGAGAGAGAGAUGUCAUUGACGAACGAACCCUAACGCCGGAGAGCGGCAAUCGGGAGUUAUACUUCUGAUUCCAACUUUCUUUGUCGUCUUGGGUUCCGUUUGCAUCAUCUCCCCACGCAUACAGGGUUUGACCUAGAGUUGCUAGACGCUGGACUCAUUUCCUCCAGCCAAGAAGGUCCAAACCUACACGGAAGAAAUAAAUCUGGUUCCAGUUUUGGUCGGAACAGUCGUUUUCCUGUGAUGGUCGUUUUCAAAGAGUCGAUUGAUGAUGGGUUGGAAUCUGUGGUUGAAUGAUUUGCGGUCGUUCUUGCAUGUUCUCCUUCGUUGAAGUCGGAUGUGGCCAUUUUUUCAUCUUGGGUUGGAUGUUUUGGUGGAAUUCUGAGAUGGUUUUCUGGUUUCUUGGUCAUUCUGUGGGAAUUCGUGUCGGUCCGGGAUGGGUUUGGUAAAUCUGUCGUUAUUCUGACGUGGAUUGUUGUCUAUUUUAUGGUUUCGUGGCGAAGUUUGAGUUCAUGGCAUCAAUGAGAACUGCUGUAUAGAGUUUGGUUUUUGACGGAAUUCUGUGGUGGGUCUUGCUUUAACUUGGUGAUCCGCAGGAAGGCUUUAUCAAAUUGUGCUUGAGUUGAUUGAAACAGUGCAUGUCUGAGUUGCGUUUCUGGUGAUUUUGACGAUUGUGCGGCACUCGAGUCAGCCGGUUAUAGUUUAGGUGAUGGGGAAUUCGUUUGGUUGUUCUGCAUCUGGAGAGCGUUUGGUUUCUGCUGCUAGAGAUGGCGAUCUUAUUGAAGCUCGCAUGCUACUGGAAUUCAACCCCUGUCUCGCUAAAUACUCCACAUUCGGUGGCCUCAAUUCCCCACUCCAUUUUGCUGCUGCGAAAGGCCACAAUGAGAUCGUGAACUUGUUGCUUGAACAUGGAGCAGAUGUUAACUCAAGGAACUAUUGCGGUCAGACAGCGUUGAUGCAUGCUUGUCGAUAUGGGCACUGGGAAGUGGUCCAGACUCUUCUCUUAUACAAAUGCAAUGUAACUAGAGCAGAUUACCUUAGUGGUAGAACAGCAUUGCACUUUGCUGCUGUUAAUGGUCAUGCCAGGUGUAUAAGACUUGUUGUCUCUGACUAUAUUCCUAGUGAGCCCUAUGAUUUGAUCACUUCUCCAGUAUGCAGCGACAAAAGCUCAAUGAAGCAAAAAUAUGAUAAAAAUGCCCUUUCCAAAUUUGUAAACAAGGCUGCUGAUGGUGGUAUAACAGCUCUUCAUGUGGCUGCACUACAUGGGUAUUUUGAUUGUGUGAAAUUGUUACUUGAUAUAAAUGCAAGUGUUUCAGCAGUGACAUUCCACUAUGGUACCUCGAUGGAUUUGAUAGGUGCUGGAAGUACUCCUUUACAUUAUGCUGCAUGUGGGGGAAAUCUGAAGUGUUGCCAGGUUCUUAUUUCAAAAGGUGCUAGCCGAAUUGCGUUGAACUGCAAUGGGUGGCUACCAGUUGAUGUUGCCAGAUUAUGGGGACGUCACUCUUUAGAGCCUCUGUUAGCACCCAACUCUGACGUGAUUAUUCCAACUUUUACUCCAUCAAAAUAUCUAGCAGUACCUCUUUUGAGCAUAAUGAUCAUUGCAAGAGAAUAUGGGUUGCAAUCUGCAAGCGCCUCACAAGAUGAUGGUGAUCUUUGUCCUGUCUGUUUGGAGAAAGCGUGUUCUGUGGCUGCUGAAGGUUGCGGUCACGAAUUUUGCGUCAAGUGUGCCCUUUAUCUCUGCUCCACCAACAGCGUGGCAUCUGAUGCAGUUAGUCCCCCUGGUUCAAUUCCUUGUCCCCUCUGCCGCAGUGGAAUUGUUUCUUUCAUCAAGUUACCCUGCUCUCCUACCAAGGACCUUCAGUUGAGCUCCUCUCUUGUUUUCUGUACACCAUGCAUGCUUCAGACUCAUGGCUGUGCACCACAAUCUGCCAACAUUUGUAGAUCUGAGUUCCGGAAGAAUCGAGUUGCAUCUGUUUCAUCGGAUAUGUUUUGUACAGUCUCAUGCAGCCCAUUCCCAUCUGUCACCAUCCCAUCUUGUGCAUGCAACGAUGGCCCUUGCUCUUCACUUGAGUGCCAGGAGGAUGAAAAUAGAGAUGCAUCUCAGCCUUCAGAAACCAUUCCCGUGGAGCAGGACAAAAUGGAAGGGCCAAGAAUAGGGAGAACAGGUUGCUCAAAGCUCUUUCGGCACAGAAGAAGCUUUCAAAGAGAGCAGCAGUGUAAUUCUGAGAUAAAUAUAUAAUAUAUAUUCUUUUUUUUGCUGUCUAUGAUUGGUUGCUGUUUGGAACUGUAGUGUAAACGUGUGUUUUGGGGCUCUUACUGCAGCGUCUCACUGCAUCUUUUUCAACUCUGCUGUUAUAUCAUUCUCAGCUUCGUGGUGGUUAGAAGGUUGGCCACACAAAUUUAUAGGAAUCAGGAAAGAAGCAUUGAAUUGUUGCCUGUGGUGAUUGUUUUCCUAAUAAAUGACUGAACGACUGAUUUAAUUUAACUUUUA